UUUAUUGAAGCUUUUUGGAGAGUGGACAGAGUGGACUGCGCCAGACAAUUAUAAGCAGCAGAUCAAUCAAUCAGAUAUAAAUACUCAUUACACCCACCUCAUUCAUUCUUCCUUCCUACUCACUAUAUUCAUACUCUUUACACUACUAAUACUAAUUCACUAAAUUCUGCUUCUCCUCUUCACACCGCCGAUUCACCAGCUCCUUCAAUUCAAACCAAAAAUGGAGUUCUCUCCCGGAGGAAGGGGACUCAGCCUUCCUCUCAUGGCUUGUUUCGCCGCUGCUUUGUUUCUUCAGGUCUUCUUAAGUGUUUCUAAGGUGACAGCCCAGACGUCCAAUGGGGAAAGACAUUCUGAAGGAUAUUGUGCCAUGUAUGACAUUUGUGGACACCGCAGUGAUGGUAAAGUUCUGAAUUGCCCCUUUGGUUCCCCGUCUGUUAAGCCCGAUGAUCUGCUCUCAUCCAAGAUUCAAAGUUUGUGCCCGACUAUUACUGGAAAUGUCUGCUGUACAGAGGCUCAGUUUGACACUCUAAGAUCACAGGUCCAGCAAGUAAUCCCGUUUCUUGUAGGAUGUCCAGCAUGCUUGAGAAAUUUCUUGAAUCUAUUCUGUGAGCUUACAUGCUCUCCAAACCAGAGUCAGUUUAUAAAUGUGACAUCUGUUUUAAAAGUUAUGAACAAUUUCACUGUAAACGGGAUAGAUUAUGUUAUAACGGACACUUUUGGUGAGGGUUUAUAUGAAUCCUGCAAGGAAGUAAAGUUUGGCAGUAUGAAUACUAGAGCAAUUGAAUUCGUUGGUGCAGGUGCUAAAAAUUUUAGAGAAUGGUACACAUUUAUUGGUAGAAGAGCACCACCUGCUGCACCAGGAUCGCCAUAUGCAAUUAAUUUUAGAUCAACUCCUCCUGAUUCUUCUGGGAUGAAACCUAUGAAUGUUUCUACAUAUUCCUGUGGAGACACUUUACUAGGCUGUUCUUGUGGUGAUUGCCCUUCGUCUUCCGUAUGCUCAAAUGCAGCUCCUUCUCCAGCUCAAAAGAAAGGUUCCUGUUCAGUGAGUUUUGGGUCUCUCAAGGCAAGGUGUAUUGAAGUUGCUGUAGCUAUAAUUUAUGUGAUAUUGAUCUCCGUUUUUCUUGGAUGGGGUUUUCUUCAUAGCAGAAAAGAGAGGACUCCAGCUUCUAGAACAAAACCAUUGGUCAAUGCUCCUGAUGCUGGUGUUAUCCACCAGGUUAAUGGUAAAAAAGAUGAGAAUGUCCCAAUGCAGAUGCUCGAGGAUGUCCCCCAAAUAUCGAGCGGUGUUCAACUUUCACUUGUGCAAGGAUAUCUAUCAAAGUUUUAUAGGAAAUAUGGAACUUGGGUUGCUAGGAACCCAGCCCUGGUAUUGUGUUCAUCAUUGAUCAUUGUUCUGGUACUUUGCUUGGGUUUAUUCCGCUUUAGAGUUGAAACAAGGCCUGAGAAGCUAUGGGUUGGCCAUGGCAGUAGAGCCGCAGAAGAGAAGGAAUUUUUUGACAGCAACCUAGCACCUUUUUACAGAAUUGAGCAGCUCAUAAUAGCUGUAAAUCCUGACAUGAAGAAUGGGAAAUCACCCCCAAUUGUUACAGAAGACAACAUCAAGUUGCUUUUUGACAUACAAAGAAAGGUAGAUGCAAUCAAAGCUAAUUAUUCUGGAUCGGUUAUUUCUCUUAAUGAUAUUUGUAUGAAGCCACUUGGCAAGGAUUGUGCUACUCAAAGUAUUCUUCAGUAUUUCAAGAUGAAUCCUGCAAAUUUUGAUGAUUAUGGGGGUAUUGAUCACAUCCAGUAUUGUUUUGAGCACUAUACUUCAUCGGAACAGUGUAUGAGUGCCUUUAAAGCUCCCCUUGAUCCAAGCACUUCUCUUGGUGGCUUCUCUGGUAAAAAUUACUCUGAGGCUUCUGCAUUUAUCAUAACCUAUCCUGUGAAUAACGCAAUUGACAAAGAAAGCAAUGAAACUAAAAGGGCAGUUGCCUGGGAGAAGACUUUCAUCCAGUUACUUAAGGAUGAAAUCUUGCCAAUGGUGCAAGCAAAAAAUUUGACACUAGCAUUCUCAUCCGAAAGCUCUAUUGAAGAGGAACUGAAAAGAGAAAGCACUGCAGAUGCUAUAACUAUAUUGAUAAGCUAUCUUGUAAUGUUUGCAUACAUAUCGUUGGCUUUGGGAGACACUCCUCAAUUCUCUUCAUGCUAUAUAUCAUCUAAGGUUUUGCUCGGCCUUUCAGGAGUUGUGCUUGUCAUGCUCUCUGUUCUUGGAUCAGUUGGUUUCUUCAGUGCUUUGGGAGUAAAAUCAACACUCAUUAUAAUGGAAGUCAUCCCUUUCCUUGUUUUGGCGGUUGGGGUAGAUAAUAUGUGCAUAUUGGUACAUGCCGUUAAAAGACAGGCAGUUGAGUUGCCUCUAGAAGGACGAAUAAGUAAUGCUCUUGUAGAAGUUGGACCAUCUAUUACACUAGCUAGUCUAUCAGAGGUUUUGGCAUUUGCAGUUGGGAGUUUCAUUCCCAUGCCAGCUUGUCGUGUGUUUUCCAUGUUUGCUGCGUUGGCUGUUCUGUUGGACUUCCUUUUGCAAGUUACUGCUUUUGUUGCGUUGAUUGUGUACGAUUUUCUGAGAGCUGAAGAUAACAGGAUUGAUUGUAUUCCAUGUGUUAAAGUUUCUGGUUCAAAUUCUGACCCUGACAGAGGUAGUCAUCAAAGAAAACCUGGAUUGUUGGUUCGAUAUAUGAAGGAGAUUCAUGCACCGAUAUUAAGUCUGUUGGGAGUGAAAGUACUUGUCAUAUCCGUCUUUGCUGCGCUUGUGAUGAUGAGCAUUGCACUAUGUACGAGGAUUGAUCCUGGUCUAGAACAACAAAUUGUUCUUCCUCGUGAUUCGUAUCUCCAGGGUUACUUUAGUAAUAUCUCCGAGUAUCUCAGAAUUGGACCACCGCUGUACUUUGUUGUGAAAAACUAUAAUUACAGUUCAGAAUCAGGACAAACCAACCAGUUGUGCUCUAUCAGCCAUUGUAAUUCAGAUUCUCUUUUGAAUGAGAUAACAAGAGAAUCUUUAAAACCGGAGUCGAGUUACAUUGCUAAACCGGCUGCUUCUUGGCUCGAUGAUUUUCUAGUUUGGAUAUCUCCGGAAGCUUUUGGUUGCUGUCGGAAAUUUACAAAUGGGAGUUUUUGUCCUCCUGAUGACCAGCCUCCUUGCUCAUCCAGCGAAGGUUCCUCUGGCUUGACUGGCAUAUGCAAGGAUUGCACAACGUGUUUUCAUCACUCGGAUUUAGCCAAUGACCGUCCAACAACUGCGCAAUUCAAAGAGAAACUCCCAUGGUUCCUGAGUGCUUUACCUUCUAGUGAUUGUGCUAAAGGUGGUAAUGGGGCUUACACUAGCAACGUGGACCUUAAAGGCUAUGAGAAUGGUGUUAUUCAAGCAUCAGCGUUUCGUUCAUAUCACACCCCUCUUAACAAGCAAGUUGACUUUGUUAACUCAAUGAGGGCAGCCCGGGAUUUCAGUUCCAGAGUUUCUGAGACCUUGAAGAUGGAGGUCUUCCCAUAUGCUGUAUUUUAUAUGUUCUUUGAACAAUACCUGAACAUAUGGAAGACAGCACUAAUCAGCCUUGCCAUUGCUAUUGGUGCAGUCUUUCUUGUAUGCUUAAUCAUCACAUGCAGUUUUUGGACUUCGGCAAUCAUCUUACUUGUGUUGGCAAUGAUUGUUCUGGAUAUAAUGGGCGUAAUGGCGAUCCUGAAUAUCCAACUAAAUGCAGUCUCUGUUGUUAACCUUGUAAUGUCAGUGGGUAUUGCGGUGGAGUUUUGUGUGCACAUCACACAUGCUUUCUUGGUAGCCAGCGGAGACAGGAACCAACGCAUGAAGGAGGCGUUGACCACUAUGGGGGCUUCUGUAUUCAGUGGCAUCACACUUACUAAGCUAGUUGGGGUGCUUGUUCUUUGUUUCUCGAGGACAGAAGUUUUUGUGGUUUACUACUUCCAAAUGUACCUGGCUUUGGUUAUUCUUGGCUUUCUGCAUGGUCUAGUCCUUUUACCUGUAUUACUGAGCAUGUUCGGUCCGCCAUCAAGGUGCGUGCUUGUGGAGAAGCAAGAGAGUCACCCAUCUACAUCCUCGCAGAUCUAAUCGAUCGAGAACCAUGUAAGGCUAACUUUUGUAGGAUUCAGAGGCCUUGCUCCCUCCCCUUUGGAAGAGAAGCAAAAUCAGUCCAUUGGAAUACUGUUGAAAUGUAAAAUAUAACUUUAAAGGUUCAAUGAAAGGGGGGACUGGUAUACAAGUCAGUUCUUUUUCCUGUCUCUACUGUGUAAAACUGCAUAGGUAUGGUUACAGUCUUACAGAACAUUUUCUAAGAGUUGUAUAUAAUGUACUAUCCCUUACCUAUUUUACUUGCUUUUGGAAUGUCAAGAAAAUUUCAGCAAUCCA
Messenger RNA from Ipomoea nil (Japanese morning glory), 4393 nucleotides. RefSeq names its product Niemann-Pick C1 protein-like. The coding region runs from base 221 to 4096 and encodes 1291 amino acids. Lineage: Eukaryota; Viridiplantae; Streptophyta; Magnoliopsida; Solanales; Convolvulaceae. The record is from RefSeq and is a predicted model, not a curated record. Gene Ontology annotation, molecular function: lipid carrier activity. The transcript has 39 exons. Gene Ontology annotation, cellular component: membrane.